Oenanthe melanoleuca is the source of this 11087-nucleotide messenger RNA. RefSeq names its product neurotrypsin-like. Gene Ontology annotation, molecular function: serine-type endopeptidase activity. The coding region runs from base 3695 to 6163 and encodes 822 amino acids. The record is from RefSeq and is a predicted model, not a curated record. The transcript is spliced from 16 exons. Gene Ontology annotation, biological process: proteolysis. Lineage: Eukaryota; Metazoa; Chordata; Aves; Passeriformes; Muscicapidae. Gene Ontology annotation, cellular component: membrane.
CAAGCAAUUAAAGCUGGGGUCUUGGUCAAAAAAGAGCAAAGUCAAGUUGAGUGAUUCUUUGAUGCCAACUGGUGUGUGGAUCUUUACUCUGCUUUUGAUUCCAGAGCAAAAACCACCCAUCUUGAGUAUCAGCUGAUUUUGUUCAUGAGACUCUUGGGUCUUGCAGUGUUAGGAUUUCUGCAGUGUGUUGUUUAACUAGCCUACUUGGGUCCUCACUGUUAAAUAAAACCUUCUAGGCAUACAUGUAAAUGCAUUUCCUAACAGGGGAUGAUUUCUUCUCAUGCAAGCUGCUCACCCAGCUGUGGAGCUGCUGUCAAAAAGUGUUUGGGCUCAAACACUGACCCAGGUUAGAAUGGAUAGUAAUGAUGGUAGUAAUUGAUGGUAUCAUAGCUCAUACUCUUACAUGGAUGUAUACACAACCUGGUGCCUCUUAAAAGUUACUUAAUUUCCACUGCUGUAAGAAAAGGCUAUAGAAUUUAGAAAAAAUCUCCAGCUAAAUACCUUGUUAAUACAUUGGUAAGUAUCAAAUAUAACUUUAACAUGGAAGUUUGUGAUUUAUACCCUCCGAUUUGCAGGUGGGACAGGUAUGGUGCCACAUAAAUUUGAUUAUUUUGUCUGUACUGUAAUAAAGCAAGGCUGGCGUUUGACUUGGACAACUCAUCUACAACAAAAUGUUUCACUGUUUUUUGGUAAAAAAAACUAAAAAGGGGAGAGAAAGUUCAAGCAUGGACUGAUAAUUGAAAUAAUGUAAUUAAUUUUUAGUUCUGAUUGGGUAAGUGGCGACAGUUUCCACUACAGUACCACAAAACUACAGACAGGUUCUUGGGACAGUACCUAAUUGGUGGGAAAAAUGUGUGUCUUGGAGAACUAAUGUUAUAACCAUUUAUAUCAGUAAUUCUUUGGGGUGUGUAGAAAAAGCAGAGUAAGAGGGGAGGCAGGCACACACAUAGUGUGUAAUUACCCAUAGACAGCUGUAGAGUUUGCUGGAACUGAGUCCUCUAGAGCCCCAGGCUGAUACCUGUUCACCACAAAAAUUUUGGUCAGGUGAAGGCUUUCAAGUUACUGAAGCAACGUUCACUUAGCUGUUAAUUACAGCUCAUUAGUGGAUUAUCCACAGGGUAGCUUAUUCUUUUGUUGCUAUUAGGGCAUAAUUGGGUCUUUCAGAGCACUUGGGGUCAAUAAGAACACAAUAUCCACAUCUGAGUUUGGGAAAACACUUUGGUUCUGUGGCAUUUUGCAUUUUCUGUCCAGAUGGCACUGUGAAAAGGAAUGCUAUUUGCUGUUCCUUUGUUUUUGGAGGAUACAAGAUGGAUUGGGAGUGAGGAACUGAUUCACCUCUGUUGAUGAUAUUUUUUCAUAUUAAAACUUGGAAUAGAAGUAGUUAUGCAUCUCUUAAGAUAGCACCUGUGCUGAAUGUACCAAAUUCUAGUGUCCAGGAAGAACAGUCUUACAUAAGAGGCUGUAACAGAGACACUUAAUACCUUUUUCUAUUUUUACUUUUGAAAUUUUGCACAGCUCCCACUAAUCUGAACAACUCUAUUUGCCUUAUAGUGCUUCAUAGUGAGCUUCACAAAUUCAGUUGUUUGGGGUUUUGUCUAACCUUUUAUGUCUACUAUAAGCUUGAAAUUACUGUGCUAAGAUUUUCCAAUUCUUUUAUUUGAGAGAAAGGAAACAAUGCUUUUCAGGUGCACCCAGGUUUUAAAAGUACUUGAGCAAUUCUUUUGCUGCUUUUGUCAUAACCAAAAACCCUCCAGUUACUGAUUGUCCUUGGCAAUUUCAGCUGCUGGCCAUUUUCCUGUAUCUCACCACUAAGCUUAUAUUGGGUGUUUAAAUGCAUUCUGUGACAUGCUCAUAUUGAGGAUCACUCCAUUAACAGUUCAUGUAUGUACCCACAGGGAACAGCACUGUUCUCUCUCACUUGGGGCUUGUACCACGCCAUGAUGCUGUUGCUGGGGGUGAAGAAAAGUCUGUUCUGGUGUUGUGCACACUGGUUAAGAACAUUGCUGCAGAGACCUGUAUGUGAUCGCGUGGUGAGGAAAGAAUUAAACAAAAGCUGACUAGCUGUUCUACCCUCCUAAGUCGGAUUUACAGGAUUUAAGCAGAUCUACUGGAAUUCCUUGAUCUUAUUCCUGUACCUUAUAGCUUGACUAUUAUACUAGCUCUAUGAUUGCUGUUAACUACUCCUUUUAGGCUUUCACUGUGGAGGUAGCAUUAAUAUUUCAGCUGGUCCUGAUGAAUAGUUGUCAUGUCAGUUCAGAAGUAGAUUGAAUUCCAGAGAGCCAGAGACGUUUCAUAAGAUGGCAUUUCUUGAUCAGAAGGAUCAAUACAGAAAAAUCUGGCAAAAUUAAGACAGACUCUAGGGAAUCAUACACUUACUUAAUAGAACUAUGCAUAUAUCAGGGUGAGAAGAUGAGUACUGUUAAAUAGCAGAUUUAGAUACUUACAGCUACUUCAAAUUUGCCCAUACAAGACAGUUCAGGAUGUUUAUCUGUAGAUACAUUAAUGCUGUAGUUAUAUUGGUAUAAAUCCCUUUCAGGACUUCCUCUCCACCUUGGAGAGUAGCCUUGAGAAGCUUUUGAGAAUCUGAGAUCCACUUCUCUCAGAGAACGCCAUUAUAAGUGUGAGAAAAAUGGGAGUCUUGGUAAGACAGAAACAGUUCUAAAACAGGACCUGCCAGAGAGGAGAUAAGUGGAAAAUCCACUGGAAAAUUCCAGUUCAUCAUUCUUCCAGAAAGUGAAUACAGGCUUGGACUUCUAUUCCUUUUGGUGUACUGGUCUGUGUUUCCUUUAAAAUUAUUUUAUCUAUUAAAUCACUUUAUUUAGGAAAACUUUGCCAUGAGCGGGAGGCAACUUAAAAGGUUCCAUGAGAGAAAUCUAUUGCAGGCUUCUGCUAGGGGUGUUCAACUCUGUGCAUGAGAGGCUGAACAGGGAGUGUCUCAUGGGAUGGAGUUUGAAUGAGCAUCAACAAUCUCUAGGAAGGAGCUAGUUUCUCUGAAUGCUAAUAGAAUUUCUGUUCCUAUUUCCAAUAUAUCCUUUCUUGUGUGUUCACUGGAAUAAGUGGUUCCAAAUUCUAACACAGUCCCAUAUUUUUAUUUUGUUCUGCUCCUUUGUACUACUGCUGCCUGAGAGUUACAGUGUGAUGUAGCAUCUGAGCUAUUUCCAUCCCCUGCUCUGAUCAUCUGCCUCCUUGACUGUAAGGAUAUAGGAGAUUUGCUUCUAAUUAACUGAGUGUAAUUCUUGGCCAAAUCCAUUCCAGAAACAACUGCUUUUUACCACUUAGUGACUCCUGUAAAAGAUCCAGCACGUAGGGAAAUUUCCUUGCCUUUGAUGAGCAACUGAAGAUGAGGCAACAUGAAACUGUCAUGUGACGUGAGUAAUGGGCAAAAGUGAAGGAAGUAAAAAAGAGGCUUUUUGUCAAGUCAGUAGAUUUUUAGCAGCCUGUUCCUUGUUUUUAUGCUGAAGGUGUCUUUGGAAGUGCUACUCAGCAGACUUGGCCAGAAGUGAGCUCAUUUCUAAAGGUGACCUUCUUGUUUCAUGCUGUAGAACACCACGAAUUCAUUGCUCCAAAAUCAGAAUAAAUGGAAAAGGCACACCGCUCCCUCCGGCGCGGAGCGGCUAGCGUGGGAAAGCAGACCCUGGCAGCUGAACGACAAUGUGAUGCCUGAAGAACCUUCUGCUCACUUUGUACACAAGGGAUGGAAAUCUCCAAAAUACUCGGGCUCCUGGUAGAGCUCUCAAGUCUGCUAUCCUGUCUCAGAUGUGUGGAGGCUUUCCUGGGAUCCAAGCCCAACCAAAACCAUUUGCAGAGUGCAGCGCCCAGCGUGUGUGCUGUGGGACCCCUCGGCUAUUACAACGGCUCCCUGGCGGUCACCGAGGCUGGGGCAGAGUGCCUCAACUGGGCAGAGUUCCCUGAUUACGUUCAGCAGUACCCAGACCGUGGCCUGGGGGACCACAACUACUGCAGGAACCCAGACGGGGGAGCCACGCCCUGGUGCUUCUACAGGCUCGUGUCAGGGGCCAUCGGCUGGGCCAACUGUGACUGUAACCAAGGUGCUGUGCGGUUGGCUGAAGAUAGUAGUGUGGAGCUGUACUUCAAUGGACUCUGGGGUACCAUCUGUGCUGACCACUGGACUGACUGGGAUGCCAGUGUUGUCUGCAGGCAGCUAGGUCUCAGUGAGAUUGGCACAGCUGGGAAGAAGAGUCAUCCUGGACCAUGGCCUGUUCCCCUGCACCUGCAGUCAGCAAACUGCCAUGGAGAUGAGGAAGCCCUGCUGCAGUGUGCCUAUCAGGAAGCUAUCUCAGGAGCUUGUAACCAGGGGAGUGCCGUGGUAACUUGUGUUGCUCCAGAAGGUGUAGGUGCCCCACUGCGCAUAGUUGGGGGGAAGGAGAGCUUUGAAGGGCGAGUGGAGGUUUACCACGAUGGCAAGUGGGGAACCAUCUGUGAUGACCAGUGGGACGACCGGGAUGCUGAAGUAGUCUGUAGACAGUUGGGACUCAGUGGGACCCCAAAAGCCUUGUCAUGGGCUCACUAUGGACAGGGAUCUGGUCCAAUCCUGCUGGACGAAGUGCAGUGCUCGGGUAAUGAACUCUCCCUUGAUCAGUGCAAGAAGAGUGACUGGGGACAGCAAAACUGUGACCACAUUGAAGACGCUGGGGUGUCCUGUGACCCUUUCACAGAGGGCACUGUCCGGCUGGCUGGCGGCCGCAGCCCCAGCGAAGGCAGGGUGGAAGUUUAUUACAAUGGAGACUGGGGCACAGUGUGUGAUGAUGGCUGGACAGACCUCGGUGCCCAGGUGGUCUGCAGGCAGCUGGGCUUCAGUGGUCCUGCUGCCCUGGCCUCUGAAGGAGACUACGCUGCUGGCCAAGGUUUCAUUUUACUGGAUGAUGUGGCAUGUGUGGGGACAGAGCUGUCUCUCCUGGACUGUCCCCACAGCAACUGGGGGCAGCAUGACUGCUCCCAUGCUGAGGAUCUGGGAGUCCGCUGUUCCCCAGAAAGCAACAUGGUCAUGGAUGGCAGCCUGGGGCCUCCCGUGCGGCUGGUGGAUGGAGAAAGCACCAAGGAGGGCCGGGUUGAGGUCCUGCUGAAUGGGCAGUGGGGCAGUGUCUGUGAUGAUGACUGGACAGACAGAGAUGCCACAGUGGUUUGCAGGCAACUGGGAUUCAGUGGUACAGCAAAAGCCAGGGCAAUGGCUUAUUUUGGUGAAGGCCAUGGGCCCAUCCAUCUGGACAACGUAGAAUGCAGUGGCAUGGAGCACACCUUGGGGCAAUGUGCCAUGCCUGACACCAGGAUUCACAGCUGCUGGCACACUGAGGAUGCUGGGGUGAUCUGUGACUAUGUGGAAGAAAAGGUCCAAGAUAUCAGGAGAACAGGUCCAGAGUCUGGUGUGUGUGGGAUGCGCCUGCUCCACCGUCGCAAGAAAAGGAUCAUAGGGGGAAACAAGUCUCUGAGAGGCAGUUGGCCUUGGCAGGCCUCACUGCGGCUGAAGGGUUUUCGUCGAGAUACUCGUCUGCUGUGCGGAGCAACACUGAUCAGCAGCUGCUGGGUGGUGACUGCAGCCCACUGCUUCAAAAGGUUUGGGGUUGAUGUGCGGCGCUACCUCCUGCGGGUGGGCGAUUACCACACAGGUGUGAAGGAUGAGUUUGAGAGGGAGCUGCCCGUGGAGCGGAUUGUCCUCCACAGGAACUACUGGGCUGGCAGCAAUGAUAAUGACAUAGCCCUGGUCCGGAUGCGGGGCAGAGAAGGGCACUGUCUCUCCUUCAACCACCACGUUCUCCCCAUCUGCCUGCCUGACAGGAGAGAGAGGUUGGACAUCAACAGGCAAGCCUGCAUCAUCUCUGGCUGGGGAGACACAGGAAAGUCCUAUUCCAGAACCCUGCUGCAGGGGGUGGUGCCCCUUCUCCCACGGGAAGACUGCGAGGCCCGUUACGGGCAGAAGUUCACCAACCGCAUGAUUUGUGCUGGGAACCUCUCUGAAGAUAAACGGGUGGACAGCUGUCAGGGUGACAGUGGAGGGCCACUCAUGUGUCAGAGAGCAAAUGGACGCUGGAUCAUUUUGGGCAUCACUUCCUGGGGGUACGGCUGUGGUCGGAAGGAUUCGCCCGGUGUGUACACAAAGGUCAGCAAAUUCGUACCCUGGAUCAAGAAAGUGACCAAGCUAAAAUAAAAAUGACUGAGGUCUAGGAAUUUCAGCAUAUGGUCCUUUUGCCCUGCAGCAGCAGAAGACUGUGGCUUCUGGUUUGUGACUGAUGGAGAAUUUUUUUUUUGUCAUUGGACACUGGAACAAGAUUUUAAUGUAGAAAUGCAAACAGUUAUGACUGAUUCUUUAAAGUCUUUGGUUUCACUUUAGUCUGUAAUCUGUAAGCAGAGAAAGCAGGUGCACAGUGGUAACAAUGAUCAAUAUACGUUGCUCUACAUAUCUGAAUCCUCUAAUGCAAUCACACUUAUUCCUUUGCCCUGGCACACAGAAAUGGUAGAAGUAGAAAGAUACCUACUGCUGAAAAUCUAUUCAUGGUUGUAUGUUUGGACAGUUGAAACGUGCUGCCAAGAGAGGUGAGACGCUUGGAAGAUGGUACCAGGUGCUAGCCUAGUGGAAAUCUCCAGAUAUUUUUUCAUAACAGCUCUCUUCUGUUCCAGAAAUGAGAAGAUUUGACCUGAGCUGAGGAACAGGCCAACAGUUGGGUGUUUUAGCUUCCCUGUUAUGUCUCUAGGGGGAACCUUUUCUCUUCUGAAUAGUAGGUCUGCUCCCAUAGGAUCCGUUUCAAGUGUCUGCCUGGACUAAGAGAUACUUGUCCCUCCUGCUGUAAUCUUCUGCUACACAUUUCCAGCUCCCAGAUGCUAUGGUUUUAUGUCUGCUUUUUUGCUAUAGUAGUUUGUGUGUGUGGUUGGGCUUUUUUUUUGUUUCCUUAAAGUAGCAUCUUCUCGAAUCUGUUGUUGGUGUGAGAGGCAGUAGCUUUCUUGCCCUCAUGAUUGCUAUGAAGAACUCAAAAAUCUGACCUCAAGUGGCUGAAUAGACAUGUUAUCUUUCUUUAAAUGCAAAUGUAAUGUUAAUCCCAAACAUUCAGGUGUUGAAUCAUGAUUUAACAACACUGUGGGGUCCCUUAUUCAUCAUAGUUAUUAGCUGCCCUUUGUUUGUGCUGCUAGUCUUUAAUAUCUCUGUGUUCACAGUUUUCCAUGAAACAUGGAAUUACUCCUGGGGUAUAGAUACAUCUCGAGCAAAUUACUCCUUGUGAAAACAGUAAGUGCGCUGCAAAGCAGCUUCCCGCUUUUGUGAAGUGUGUCCUAUUCUUGAAACCUCUGGGCCAUGCUUCCUUUUUACUCUUCUUUGCACUUUCUCUUUUCAUUCCUCUCAGUGGGAGUAAACUGGCUUAACUUGAGGGUAUGCAAGCACUGUCAUCAAACUGUAGUUCUCAGCCUGAAUAGACAUAAUGCUGAGAAAAAGCAGGGGUCAUUGAAUAUUACAGUUUCUUCCUUCUGUCUCAUCCAAACAAAUGAACAGAGUUCCCUCUUAUGCCUUAAGCACUUUUAAAAGUUAAUAUAUUAUUCUUGAGUAGUAAAAAAAUAUAAGUAGACAGAAGGGCUAAGUGCCUUAAGAGUUGUGCUGUGCAGCAUCUUGUCACUGUGUGCAGAUGAGGCAGAGAGGAGACAGGUCUGCGCAGGAGGAGGAGCAAAAAGCUUUGAUGUAUAACCAAGGGCUCAAAUGUGGAGGAUUAAUACAGGAUGGGACACAUGGAACUUGUGCCAGAUGUGCAGGUUUUGGGUAGGCACUAACUGGGUCAGGCACUCACCUGCUGCCUGGAAGGUUUGCAUUGAGGUGUUUAGUAUCUGGGUGUAACCAAUGCAAGAAAGAAGGCAGAGUACAGUCUGUGGAUUAGCAAUGUCAUAUUACAGGGCAUGUGCUGACAGAAUCCUAGAAAUUGCUUUGGAUUCAAGAAGUAGUGAUUGCCUAAAGUUUUGUCUUCUACAAAUUAGCUUAAUGUAGGGGUGUUGAUCUGACUAGGUGGCUGAUUUUUGUGUGUGAAAGAUAAACUAAACUGUUUCACUUACCCUUUCCAGGUAUUAUAGGAUAGUUGGGCUACCAGUGUUGCAAUGGACUGUUCUAAAAUCCUGCUUGCAAAAUUUAUUUUAAUGAAGAAUCUUUAAAACAUACUAUGUCAGGACCCCUGCAAACUGGCCUUUGAAACAAACCUGAUUCGUUUGUGCUUCUUCUUGAGGUGCUGAAUGUCUUCAGCACAGCUUUGUGCUGAUAACCCUGUUAAAAAUGCCAGACUUGAUCCCUUGGCAGCACUGUGCUUGGCUCCAUGCUGGCCAUGUUGUCCUAUGGCUCCUUGCAGUCUUUAAAAUGCAAGCUGCACAUUGCUCCUUAUCUCCCAGGAAUUAAAUGCCAAUUUCUACACUGGUAGGACCAGUACCAUCUGGGAAACACAGAGGGAUUUGACUUUUAUCUUCAGCCUGCCCUGAGCCAGCGUGCUACAGCAGUUCAAACAGAGUUUCUGUGCCUUGGGUGCUGUAACAUCUCUAGUUUAAUCUGGUUUGAUCUUUCAGUUUAUACCCGUAACCCCAACAGGCAUAGAAACACCCACAGGAUGACACGGUGAGGUUAUUUCCCUAAGCUUAUACUUAGUGAGUGGCCACUCAGGAGUUAGCAUAAAUUACCAUUUAACACAAGUUAGAUGCAGGCCUGGCGUUGUCUUCUGAAAUGCCCAUGUUCUAGUUAAAAAUAUUUCUUUCUCCUAGAUCUUGUCACUAUGAAAGCUGUGAGAGUCCUUGUAAUUCGAGUCCUGCAUGAGCCAGGAGGAGGGAAGGAACUAUCCAAUCUCCUUUGCCUGCUUUUAUACCUUACUGGUGCUGUAGGCAAGCCUGUCAAUACUCUCCUACGUUGAGCUAGCCUGUUUCAGGAUACAGCUGUUGCUCUUCACUGUUUAACCUGGGGCUGUGGCCCAAACCAAACUCGUGCUUUGCCACUGGAACUGGCUGGUUGGAUGAGCAGCACUAAGUCACCCUAGGACUGUAUUCUGUAAUGCUGAACAGCAGUAUAUGUUUCAAAAGAUAGUGUGUGAGAGUUGUGCUGAACAAGUUUUACAACCUUUCCUUUUGGGGAAUUUUGUUCUUGACCCAUUUAAAUUUAUGACUUGCAUUACUAUUAUCAUCAUUAAAAAUGGAAGUAUAAAUACUUGAUCCUCUAGGUGUUGUACAAACACUGUGCAUUAUCCUUUUGUCAUUUUUUUUCCCUAAAGUAUAAUAGUUUAUAUCCCUAACUUAUAAAAACUAUUUAAUGUAACCAGCCUUCAUCUUUCAUACAAAUGUUCAAAUUUUUUAGUUUUAAUCUAACUAAGCUCUCAAUCACAUUACUUUCUGGCAAUGAAAACCAUUAUAAUUUUAUUCUCCAUAGCACAUAAUUUCUUUUUAUGGUUCCUGAAUUAAUUGCCUUUUGUUUUCACUGAGUACCAUCUGUCCUUGUGUUCUCAGCCAUGAGAGGAAAUAAGGGGCCUGGCUUUAUAUUCUCUGUUAUGCAUCAUUCUAGAGAUAGUUCCUUUUCUAAGACUUCUCUGUCUCUCUUCAAUCCAAACUGUCUGGAUUUUUUUGUUUGAUAACAUACUGACUGUUUCUCUGUGUCUUCUCUUUCUGAUGGGUCUUUAAACUUUGGUAAACAACUGGAUACAGUUUGCCAGGGGAGGCUGUAUCCCCUGCUGAUUAUUUGAGUAAAAUUUUCUAUAGCAGGCAAUUCUGUAAGUGAUUUCAGUGCUGUGUCUGUAUGCUGAAGCUAGUUUAAACUUGCUAGUGUGGUCUUGGUGGCAGCAUUGUUACAAGGGGAUGAAAACCCACUGAGGUCAGUUCCCCCUGUGUCUCAGGUAGGUGCAGCAGUCCCACUGAGCUCACAGAAAUUGCUGUGGGUCUGUCUGGGGAGCUCUGGGCAGGGAGCACCUGGAGAGCUCUGUAGACCUCUGCCUGUGUUGACAUACAAGGGGGGCUGAGACAAUCCACCUUCAUAGCAUUAGUCCAUUGGAUAAGGCUAAUGCAUGUGCACUGGUUCCAGGAGCUGAGAGCUCAGUCAGUGCUGCUGAUGGCUGCACUCUGCCAAUGCAUGCUCUGAGAGAACUUUCCACAGCAGAGCGGCAGAUCUUGGUUGUGUGAGAAAGGGAACAUCACUGUGAGUGGCUAGGAGCAUUGGCAGGAGUAGAAACGUGGCUAUGGUAAGGAUCUGAGGAGCAGCUCUUAGUGCUGAUCCUAUUCCUCUUCGAGAGAAUACCUCAGUGCCCCAAAGGCUGCCCCAGUGCUGGGGUCUUCCUGACCUGCAGUGCCUACAGUGGUACUAUCUCAAACCAAUUCACACUUUGGCCAUCUGAAGCUGGAUUAAACAUUUAUCACUUUUUUGUGGCUGAAAACUGUUCUGAUGAUUUCUAUGAAUUAUGUUCUAUGCUAUAAUUAAUCAGGCAGCUGUUUAUUAACUUGGACAGGAUGUCAAUUAUCCUUGUAAUCUUGGUAAACUUGUAGCAGAAAUUAACAGAUCAGUUUCUCAAAUGUAUGAGUGGAGACAUUGGUGAGGAACCAGGAAAGUGGGUAUUUGCCAUCUCAGGGGUAACAGAGGUAGAUCUGCCUUUUGCCUGUCUUCCUUUCUUUCUGAAGCCUGUAUCCUGAAGUUUCUUCACCUCAAAAGAGCUGCAGUGAUUCAUCGACCACUUGAAGACAGAUUUUUAUGUGUAUAUUCAGCAAUCAUAUGAGAACUUUGAAGAGAUGAAACUACACUGUGGUAUUUAACACUAUCUUGAUAUAAUCACUGGGAGUUUCUUGCAGCUAAAGAGAACAGAACCACCUCUGGUGAUAACCAAGUUGGGACUACUCCUUGUAGAACAAGGCACUGUGACCUGGACUAAUGCAUAUCUCCUGGGCUGUGUUUUCACUUGUUUGGAAAAAUACUUAAUUUUCCACAUCAGAAACUUGUUUGUGUAGUAGCCCGCUCAAGUCCUACUAAAAUCCCUUUCUACUAAGGGCUGAAUACCUCUGAAAUCAGUCCAGUGCCAAAGCUGUCAUGUCACCUGGAUCAACACCAAUGGCUCACAAGGUAUGCUAAUAAACAGAUUAUAACGUGA